Molecule: messenger RNA, 809 nt
Organism: Mercurialis annua (annual mercury)
Lineage: Eukaryota; Viridiplantae; Streptophyta; Magnoliopsida; Malpighiales; Euphorbiaceae
Exons: 2
Coding region: 173-319 (48 amino acids)
Source: RefSeq, a predicted model, not a curated record
UCCAAUUCAGUCAUCCAAAGCCCCACUCAAUCCAUCAAUAAAAGCAAGUUGGGUUUCUUGGACUUCACCAUCUGCCACUCUUUUUCACCUUAAAUUCAAAAGCUUCUUGGCCAAAUUGAAGUUGACUUGCAAUAACAGCUACUGGGUGUCGGUGGUUGGAGCUAAAUUAGAAAUGGCAAUGCCGCUGGACAUGACCAUAUGGAUGAUGAAGAUGGUGUGGGUAGCACUUAGUGGCUGGGUGUCUUCUUGUUUGGCUGUUGCUGAUGAGCUUGCCGCCUCUCUCAGAACCGGUGAUAUUGGCCCUUUUCAUGUUGGCUGAUCAUUCAUCAUCAUCAUCCACUUUAAAUUCUUUUCUAAUUCUAUUCCGAUCACGCAGACAAGAAGAAUGUAUGGAUUGAGAAGAAACUUCUAUGAAAUUGGAGUUCUCAAGCCAUCUUAGUUUCAGACAAAGAGUGUGGUUUCAGAUUUUGGCUGCCUGUUGGAAUCUUGAUCCUCGACAGCAACGCCAAAAGAAUUGCAUGUAAAGUGUAAUAUAUUGUGUAAGUGGAGGCACAUCUGUAAUGUGCCAAGGAUUGAAACACUGGGUUGAACGUAAAUUUGUCGAACAUUGUAGAUGGAGCUUACAAUACUAAUCAUGAUCUAGUUUAGUUGACUGUACCAGAAGUUGCCCCUUCAGUGACUUGUAACAUUUGUUUCUGGGUAUGGAGAUGGUAUUCUCAACAAUGCAGAGUAUAUAAAGAUGGCAUCUUUUGUUCAAGAAACAUAUUUUUGCAACACAUCUUUAUGCACCCACUUCUUAUUUUAGUAAA